This is a messenger RNA of Chelonoidis abingdonii (Abingdon island giant tortoise), 710 nucleotides long. The record is from RefSeq and is a predicted model, not a curated record. Lineage: Eukaryota; Metazoa; Chordata; Testudines; Testudinidae.
GAGUGGUGUAUAAAUCCCCUUCUCUGGCAUAUCCCUCAGCACGGCGGGACGGGAGACCCUGGCACUUCGGUCCCCGGGGCACAAGCUGCAGCCUCUGGUCUUUGGGUUGCUGGGACUUUGAACUCCUCGGCCCCGCUGCCCAGUCCCCGCUAGCUCGUUUCCAUAGGGGGCUCCCGGGCAUUUCUUGGUGGGUGAUUCCUCUGCUCCCGCUGCUGCACCAGGAUGUCGGAGAAACGCGCGGAGGAGGCGCCAGCAGAAGUGGGUGCCAAGGAAGUUGGUGGUGUCUUGAUAAUAGCCAGGAGUGCUGGUAGCAUAGGAUCUGAGGAAUUGAAAGAAAAGAAGGAAAAACUGGAGGAGAAGACUGUGUGCAAAGAAAAGAAGAAGGAGAUAAUAGAGGAUGAGGAAAAUGGUGCGGAGGAGGAGGAGGAGAAUCCUGAGGACGUGGAUGAAGAAGAGGCAGGAGACGAGGAUGAAGAUGGAGAUGAGAAUGGGCAGGAGCAGGACGGACAUGCAGCAAAACGAUCUGCAGAGGAAGAAGAGGAGGAUGAAGUUGAUCCAAAGAGACAGAAGACAGAAAAUGGGUCUUCAGCUUGAGUCCUCUCUUCUUAUCCUUUUCUGCUCCAUCUGUCUCUCCUCCCUCCAUUCCAGCCUGUGCUUGCACUGUCACUUAGCCUCUGGCUUCACACAGUCUCAGAUGAGGAAGGAUUAGA